This is a messenger RNA of Ciona intestinalis (vase tunicate), 2754 nucleotides long. RefSeq lists its product as uncharacterized. Lineage: Eukaryota; Metazoa; Chordata; Ascidiacea; Phlebobranchia; Cionidae. Gene Ontology annotation, molecular function: galactosyltransferase activity. Gene Ontology annotation, biological process: carbohydrate metabolic process. Gene Ontology annotation, cellular component: Golgi apparatus. The record is from RefSeq and is a predicted model, not a curated record.
CUUUCUUUUAAAAAUUAGAUUAAGACACCAUACGAUAAUAUGAAACACACGUGAUCGUUAUGAUAUGGAAGUAUCAUGACAUACAGAUUCCAACUUAAGAAGCCGGUGUUUAAGGUUCACCGCAAGGCUAAUGGAUUAUGCAAAAACUUGAUCAUAUGUUUAAGUGGUUCUCAUUUUCUUGGACGUACGAAAUACCAAAUAAUUGGACUGGUAGUUAUAUUCAGUGCAUUGCUGUUGGGAAUCACUACACUUAUUGAUAUCAUUAUAUUGGAUGGAAUGAUGAACUUUGCAGUUAAACGCCACCCCCAUGUCUGUGAGAAAGCUCAUUUCUUGACACAGCAAUUCAACGCCCAGCAAAAGAUGGUUAGUGACGAGAUACAAUUGCAAAACUUGCUGCUAAGUUCAAGCCAAUCCGUCACUGACCAUGCUAGGCAGAAAAUCCAUCCAAUCACUCAACAAAUUCUGGAGUCUGGGAGCCAUAUAUGCCCCUUGAUAUCUGGUACACUAGUUGGUCCAUUAAAAGUUAAUGAAGACUUAACCACGCUUGAUGAAGAUCUUAAAAUUCUUGAAUCUGAGUUCAAAGCAAGAACUUCUGUUCAUUCUAAUUUAGCUCAUCGGGUUAAGAAAAGUCUGGAAGAAAAGGAUGAAAAAUUGAUCACUGUGAACACUAUAGAAGAGCUUCAGAAAGCCCAAGUAAAUUACACAAAUGCAUAUUUCCCUCUUUCCAAUGUGGAGCCUCCAGUAGGAGUUGUUACACCAGGCAACUGCUACCCACACAGACGGACUGCGAUUGUUAUACCGUACAGAAAUCGUAGCGAGCAUUUAAAAGUUUUUCUACGCCAUUUGCACCCAAUAUUACUGCGACAGGACAUUGAAUACGGAAUAUACGUAAUUAAUCAGGUUGGAAAUGGGAAAUUCAACCGAGCAAAGCUACUUAAUGUUGGCUUUAGUGAAGCAUUGCAGCAUUACAAUAAAUAUGAUUGCGUCAUAUUUCAUGAUGUUGAUUUACUACCAGAGGAUGACAGGAACAUCUACACAUGCAGUUCCCAGCCCAAACAUAUGUCCAUCGCUGUUAAUAUAUUUGACUACAAGUUACCAUAUAAUGAUAUCUUCGGGGGCGUGACGGCACUUACACCAGCACAGUUUCAGUUGGUUAAUGGAUAUUCCAACGAGUAUUGGGGUUGGGGAGGAGAAGAUGAUGAUAUGUACAAGAGAAUCAGGUAUAACUGCAUGUCAAUAUUACGAAUAUCUGAAGAGCAUGCAAGGUAUUUGAUGGUGAGACACCAUAAGGAUAAAGGAAAUGAAAUAAUGCCUGAAAGAUUCACGCUAUUAAAGGCAUCAUUAAACAGACAGCCAUACGACGGGUUAAAGUCGCUAAAUUACACAGUUCAUAAUCGUAUGUUUGGUGUUUUGUACAACAAUAUCAGUGUUUCUAUCGGAGAACCUUUGGUCAAAACCAUGACACAAGAGGAACAGGCUGUUCAUUUUGGAAUUGGCAUUGUCGGAAUCUUUAUAAUCUACAUUUUACUGUUUAAACGAACCUGUUCUUGAAAAUUCGUCAAACAUUUAAUUUCAAUCAUGCCAAACUUGGUCUAAGGUUUUACCUUGUAGUCUAGAAAUAUUUCUACCUCCAGGUUGCCAUGCAAAUUUUUUCGCCAAGCAUACUGUCUAUACAAAUGCAACACCAUGUUUAUUAGAAUGCGAUACAUUAGUUUUAUCUUCAACUAUGUGUCGAAACAACUGGUGCGUUAUUUAAAUUUUUCCAAGGAGUUGCAUUCUAAGAUAAAUAAUUAUAACUUUGGUAAAAAUGUCUCCAAGAGUCUGUAGUGGGGGGUUGUAGGCUAGCAAGCAUUUCUAAAUGCAUCACAGCAGAAAAGUUAAGAACCAAUGACAUACAUGCAAAUUGUAGCAGCUUCACACAUAGAAUUGUCCAUAGAUAUAAUAUUACCAAUUACAACUGGAUAUUUUUAGUGAUAAUAUUUUAAUAAGAAUUAAUCUUGAAUGUUCCUGUGCAAUAAUGCAGUUAAACCAUUUAUACCCCACUGUUUUCUUAUUGAUUUGUGUCUCCCUAGAACUAACUAUGUAGUAAAAUACCCAGCGAAAUAUUGCUUAAAACAACGCCAUAAUACUGUUCUUUAUUGUGUCAACUAAUCUAACAUGAAUUUUUUUCGUGAUUUUGGCGGUAAUUCUAACUAAAUAAUACGUUUUUUGUUAUUAUCAAUUUAUCAUGUGCCUUACACAAUUUGCCAUAUAUAUAUAUCUACGAAAUCAUUGUGCAUGAAAUGUAACACAAUAUUGUUGUUAAAUUUGGUUCUACCAGCUUAACAAAAUAACUAUCUGAUUUAUUUUUAAUCCACCUGUUUCUGGUGUUUAUAGCCAGCCAGCUUAAUAUGUACUGUGGAGUGUAUGUGAACAUUACAAAUAGAUAAGAAAGUAAGGCUUUUGUUCAGUAUACCUUCGUGUUACACUGACUGCAAUUGAAAAGUGUUGACUUACCCAAUUAUGUUCUGUAGGAAUCUGUUGUGUUUCUUUUGCACCAUGUUUCCAUAAGUGUAUAGCUGAUUAGCUGUAUCAUUAAAACACAGAAUCUUUUCCAGUUUUCUCUAAAAACGAAUAUAUAUAUAUAUUUUUGUAUGUAAUUUAGAGCAAGAGAUUAAAAUGCUGCGAAAAAUGAUAUUUAAUUACAGAAUUAUAGAACCAGAACCUACAAAAUGUGUAAUUUUGAUUUAGGAGAAUAAAUAAACUUUUUUCACA